Messenger RNA from Doryrhamphus excisus (bluestripe pipefish), 4816 nucleotides. RefSeq names its product myotubularin related protein 10 (gene mtmr10). The record is from RefSeq and is a predicted model, not a curated record. Gene Ontology annotation, cellular component: membrane; cytoplasm. Gene Ontology annotation, biological process: phosphatidylinositol dephosphorylation. NCBI's taxonomy places the organism in Eukaryota, Metazoa, Chordata, Actinopteri, Syngnathiformes, Syngnathidae.
AAGUAGGGCGGGUCGUCGCGCUGUCCAAACAUGGCCGUUAAGCAGUUUACUGCAUUUGCUCCUGCGUUUGGCUGAAUUAGUCAGACUUUGAGGAAGUCAGUGUCGGUCAGUACUUCAGUAACAGGUGGUUACUAAAAUGUAGACGCCCAACAGAGGUCUCUGUAUUCUCGUAGUGAGCUAAAAGUUGAGCAGUAACAGUGUUUACAAACUUUACUCCGUAGUUGACGCUAACUAACGCGGCAAGCUAACACCGACAUUAACUUGUGUCAACUUUUUCCAAAGCAGCUAGCAUAAUUUGCGACCUGACGGCUGACGGAAAUGGAGGAGCGCCUUCGUUCAACCGAGCAUUCUGUGUGAUUAUUCUCCCGCUAAGGCCGCUUUCGGGUCGUCCUUCAAGGCAGACUUUGACUUCUUGAAGGCUCAGUUUGAGCUGUUUUUCCACUGGCAGCGAACAAGCGCUUUGCAAAACGCCCAUUUAGGAAGAUCAGCGACAGGGCGGACAUAAACGAUGUUUUCUGUCAAACCCAUCAAACCAACCUUCAAGUGCUAUCUUCCUCCUGUGCAGAGUGAUGUGAAGAAAACCAUUGAUCCACCCAUUAAAAAGUUGGAGCCCAAGCUACUCCCAGGAGAGAUAGUAGUAAAUGAGGUCAACUUUGUGAGGAAAUGCAUUAGCCCUGAAAGCAGCCAAGAUGACCUUUGGGGGAAGUUGAUAUGUACCAACUUUAAGGUAUCUUUCAUCCCUCAAGACUCUCCAUCUAAACAGACGUUUCAGCUAUCCCACUUGCUGCUUGGAGAGCAUGAUAUCCCCCUGACAUGUUUAGAACACGUAGUAACCGUGAAUGAUACAAAGGGGAAGAAAAAGGUUUUGGGCUCAAACCAAAAGCUCAAAUUUAACCCCACCGAGCUUAUCCUUUACUGCAAAGACUUACGGAUUAUAAGGUUCUGCUUUGAUGAGGCCGGACCCGAGAGUGCUAAAAAGGUUUGUCUUGCAAUUGCACACUACUCCCAUCCAGCUGAUCUACACCUGCUGUUUGGCUUCGAGUACCAGGGGAGGCGGUACCAUGAAUCCAAAGCUGAGCGACUCAAUGGGUCUGUCCCACGAGGCGGACUGCAGACGCCCAUAUUUGAUCGGCCGUCUGAUUGGGAUAGAGAGAUCAAGAGGACGGGCGCAUCAGAGUGGAGAGUGUGUUCCAUCAAUGAGUUUUAUCACAUCUCAUCAAGUCUUCCAGAAUUCAUUGUCGUCCCAGUUUCUCUAGCAGACCAGGAUCUGAAACAGUACUCUAUUUACUUUACUGACAACCGCCUCCCACUUUGGUGCUGGAAUCACUCCAGUGGAAGUGCUCUUGUGCGCACGGCCAGUGUGUGUGACCCAAUCCAUCAGAGGAAGCUUGAGCAGAGGAUCAUCACUGCCAUCACAAAAAGCCACCCACAGUGCAGUGAAGUCUUCAUUUCAGAUCUGGACAAGUGUCUGCCCAACAUCCAGGACAUCCAGAGUUCUUUCAUUAAAAUCAGACAGAUCUGUGUCAUUGAUCCUUUUGAGGAGUCUGAGGAAAGAUGGCUUUCAUCCAUUGAAAACUCCCGAUGGCUCGAGUAUGUCCGAGCCUUUCUGAAACAUGCAGCUGAGAUGGUUUACCACUUGGAUGGGAGGAAUGUUUCAGUAGUCCUCCAAGAGGAAGAGGACAGAGAUCUGAACUGUCUGGUGUCCUCUUUGGUGCAGCUCAUGUUGGACCCUCACUUUCGGAGCCUUUCUGGAUUUCAGAGUUUGGUGCAAAAGGAGUGGGUGAUGGCAGGCCACCGCUUCUUGGAUAGAUGCAACCACUUAAAGAAGAAUGACAAAGAGGAGUCCCCUGUGUUCAUGCUGUUUCUGGACUGUGUAUGGCAAAUGCUGAACCAGUAUCCAGCUGCUUUUGAGUUCACAGAAGCGUACCUGACAGUGCUAAGUGAUAGCAUGUGGAUUCCGCUAUUUAGCACUUUCCUCUUCAGUUCUCCUAAACAGCGUGCUCAGUACUUGAUGGAUUUUGCCAGGAAUAAAGCCAUCCCUCAAGGGGAGGACCCAGUUGUGUACUUCCCUCCUGUUUGGGACUGGUCACAGCAGUUCUCAUUGAAAGACCAAACCCUCUUCAAUAACCCCAUGUAUGUUGGCAAAGGAGCUGCCUGUGUUCUCAAUGGGGAAGUGAAAAGUUUUAGGCGCACAAAGAAAUAUGGUUCCAUCAUGCGAGGAGCCUCUGCAUCCCUGCGUAAUGGACUGAAAGGUACGGACGAUGUGCUAACCCGGCCGGGCUCCCUGGGGACCGAUCUGAAGUCUGAGUUCUCAGUGAUGAAAGAUGUGGUGGAGAGCCCGUCUGAGCGCUUCUUCAGGGAUUGGUUCUCCCGGCCCGCCAACCAGCAGGGCCUCCUGAUUCCCUUGCUCACACCCUCUCACUUGGCCCUCUGGAAGCUCUAUUUUCUUCGCUGGGUGCCGGAAGCCUGCAUUCCCAAGGGGGGAUCCAUCACUGCCUACCACAAGCUCUCGCAGCUGGUGGAUGAAAUCGAGACGUUACGAGACCACCUCAGGCAGUACAAGGCACCCACUCCACACGGCACACCUCUCCCUAGCCCAAGAGGGCCCUCUGCUGACCAAAGGCGGAUGUAUUUUAAGGCAGCUUCCCCAAAUGAUUCCCCUCCAGAAUUCCUUUCCUCCUCCUUUCCUUUCACCCCCGUAGGCAACUUGUGUCGCCGCAGUAUCUACGGGACCCCCAUCAGUAAAUUUCUGAAUGGGGCGAGGAUCUGGCUCUCCACGGAGACGCUUGCUAAUGACUCCUUCUAAGGAUGUGUGCUUAUUUAAAUUGCUGUUACCACUUUCGUAAAUAUGCAAGUGACUAAUAGAAAAAUAACUUCUGACUUUUUCAAAAUUCUUUGUAAGCUAGAAUUUUCAUCAUUGAUGCUGCAUCAAAAUCAACUGGAAGACCAUCAACAGUUUGAUCAUCCCUACAAGUUCAACAAUUUGGAAUACAGAAGUACAGUGGAUCCCCCACAUAUUUACAGUUCAGCAUUUGCCAACCACACGAGUUAGAUUUUUGUUUAAAUCAUAAUUUUUUUUAAAUAUAUAUUUUUUUAUUUGUGGGGAUAACCUCCCCAUUUGUGCUUUUUCUGCCCUUUUUUUAGAAAAUCCAUACAUUCACCUUAAGUCUGUAAUAAUGUGUAUAUAUGGGAUAAUAAUAAAAUAUCAUUAUAAUAAAUAACUGCAUAAUACAGGAUUCAGUAGGGGGUGUGAAGUCAGCCAGUGUUAAGAUUGGAUUGUAUUUACCUUGUUAGCUUCUUUAGUCAGUGCACAGUGGUGAUUCAAACAAUGGGGAGAGUUUUUGUAGCUCAAUCCAAUCUAAUCACAACAUGAAUUUUUAUUGCAAAUGCUGAUGUGAAAUCAGGAGACAUCAACCUCAAGAUAACGGGAGUGCUUAUGAUGUAGGAAUAUCACAAAUAUAUAUUUUUUGGCGUCUCAAAUUACAAGUUUAACAGCCACAAAGUGUGGGGAUCUACUGUACAUUCUCUCUGUUGGCCAGUCAUGUGACCUCAUACUGUGAAACAUAGAAUUUUGUAUUAUACAUUCAUUUUCAUUUUAUUUUCCACUUAAUCUCCCCUCAAUUUAACUUAAGAUAAAAGCUCUUUGGUAAUCGUGUAUGAUCCACAGAUGUUGCAUUUAGGGAACUUACUGAGCUGUGAUGUCAUACUGUGGGAUCAGACUGGUGCCGCUGGCCUUCAGGAUUUCAAUGCCGCAACAAUGAUGUUUCGUCAACACUGAUUUCCUAGAUAAUGUGUCCCUUUCAUGAAAUGUAUUGCAGAUUUUGAACUAGGAUCCGAAUAUAACACUACUCACCGUCACGUUGCGCGUGGUGGAAACAAAAUGGGACUUUACUGGUUGAAUGUAUUGGUUAGUGUCUGUGUGGGAGUGUGUGAGUUGCCUUGCACAAACUUAAUGCUACUUGCAAGUUCUAUUGCUUGUAUUGGGAUAUUGCUGUUUUUAGCACAUUGUCUGAAUUCAGGGUGUCAUUUCUUUUUUUGUUUUAGCUCUUUUUAUAGCAAACAUAAGAACCUUAACACUUUCAGGGAGAGACAUAGUUUGUCUCUCAUUUCAGAGGGGUUUCUUAGAGGCCUUAAGCUGUUAACCAGUCCUUUCCACCCCUCAUAUAUUUCCUAACUGCUGAACCAAAGAGUGGUUUGUGAAAGAGUGUAUUGAUCAUCAGUGUAAUGCUCUUAAAAGGUGUUGACAAACUAGUAGCGUUUAAUAUCGGAAUAACAAAUAUAAUAUUUUUUGGCAAUAACACCCUCAAUUGCGGGAGUGUGUGUAGUGUGUGAGUGCCCUACAAAAAUGCUAUUAAUUGCACAUUUUACCCAAUUUAUAGUUUUAAGGUGGUUGAAAAUAAUCUCUUCGUUCUAAAUGCUUGACAUUUUUUGAUUAUUUUUUGAGUAAUGGUACUAGAUAUGACUGUAAUCUUAAUUUUAUUUGAUGGAGAAAUAUUUAUAUGAUGUUUUCCACCCUCUCACUCGGUCUGUUGUAUUAUUCUCUGCUGUAUUAUAUGAUGACUGUGUUUCCACUGUGACACAGUUUGAUAUUCAAUAGCAGUACAUUUAUUUAUUCACAAUAUGCAAAUGUCUAAGAGGAAGGUGCAACUACUCUUAGUCUUUGGUGCCUUUGGGAAGAAUUUCAAUCUAUACUCUAUAUCUGUUGAUUUAAAUCAAGUCUUAAAACUGUUAACAGGUACCGCACUGAGGUUUUCCUGCCAGUAAAGGGGACUCAAACAUGUACCAAUGACUAAUCAAUACAUUUUUUUUCAGCUGA